GCUUUCUGGCUUCUCACAAACACAUCGGAAAAUCUGAGCUUGCAUUCCCAUAGAGUCAAUCAAUCAGCAGCCCCAUCAGGGAAGUGUCUGCCCUUUGUCGUACUACUGUUCCCACCUCUCCCUAAUGUCUCCUCCUUCAGGCCAACAGCCAGGCUAUUGUUGGUUUUCCUGGGCUGUAUCAUCUGCCAGUCCCCGUGAAGGAUCCUGGCUUGGCCAUCCUUUGAUGAGGACACUCACAGAGGCCAAGUAGCCUUCAGAGUUGGCAUUUGAUUUCCUGGGACCAAAUCUUUAAAUAUGCAGCUGUAACCUGAACCUGGAGCCACUCCUGACGGCUUGCCUGGCCCUCAUUAUGACAUUUAGCCUGUGAUUGAUACCAAGUGUGUCAUGGAUACCUUGGCAACUAAUCGCAGGGUGGGAUCUAUGGAAACCAAACAGAACAGAUUUGUCUUCCCUGCCAUUUUGGCUGUGAUCUGGGAAACAGACUCCCUUGGCCUCUCUGCAAAUGAGGUAUCUGGGAGCCAUACAGUGAGAGAUGCACACAGCCACCCUCAGGAUUUGGAAAGAUUACAGCUGCAGAAAGGAGAGCAAAUCCCUUGGCUCCAAAAUGACAUCUGGAGACACGAAGACAAGCCUCAAGAAUGCCUACUUGCCUGCCAAGGGGCUGUCCUUGCGGGUACAGGAGGCAGAGGAGGCCGAGGACUACUGCACACCCGGCGCCUUCGAGCUGGAGCGGCUCUUCUGGAAGGGCAGCCCUCAGUACACCCACGUCAACGAGGUCUGGCCCCGGCUCCACAUCGGCGACGAAGCGACGGCCCUGGACCGCUACGGGCUGCAGAAGGCGGGCUUCACGCACGUGCUCAACGCCGCCCACGGCCGUUGGAACGUGGACACCGGGCCCGACUACUACCGUGACAUGGACAUCGAGUACCACGGCAUCGAGGCUGACGACGUCCCCACCUUCGACCUCAGCGUCUUCUUCUACUCCGCGGCCGCCUUCAUCGACGCAGCUCUCUGCGACGACCACAAUAAGAUCCUGGUUCACUGUGCCAUGGGCCGCAGCCGCUCAGCAACCCUGGUCCUAGCCUACCUGAUGAUCCACAGGAACAUGACCCUGGUGGACGCCAUCCAGCAAGUGGCCAGAAACCGCUGUGUCCUGCCCAACCGCGGCUUCCUGAAGCAGCUUCGAGAACUGGACAAGCAGCUGGUGCAGCAGAGGCGACAGGCCCAGCUCAGGGACGGCGCUGAGGAGCUGUAGGGCGCUCCUCAGGGCCCCAGGACAGACACUUGGGACCCAGAGGGACAGCUGAAAAGGGUGCUGGCCUGUGACUUUGUGGGUCACAUAGAAAGGACAGUGGAACCAAUGGUUGAUUUCUUCCAAGCUAAACUUCCCAGUGUGUGUCAGGGACAGGGAGGACUCAGAGCCACCUCCUGGCCGAGUCCAGGACUCUGUCACAGCACCGUGGGGAAGACAACUCCAGCAGAACUCGCUGCAGAAAAUCUUGUUUUUUAAAGAUGGAGGCAGAGAAGGAUUUCAAAAUGUGUGGGCGUUGUGUUGUGAUUAAAUGUUUGCCUUUGUCACAAGGAAGGUCACAUUCUUACAAAAAAUAACUUUAAAAUGGAACUUGAUUUUCUGACCACACAAAAGUACCUGGGUGAACUGUGGUAUGGGAGAGCACACCCAGUUUAUUAGGGAGCCCCUGGGCACCCACAACUCUUUACCCAUGGAACCCUAGGCAGGCUGGGGUCACCAUCCAGCAUUUCUGCUCACCUAGUGGCAGUGGAAUGCGGGAUCCUUCCUCAUGGAACUACCACCACCCAGACAAAUUCAAUGUACUGUGGGAAAUUUGGAUCAGCAAGAGUUCAGCUUUAUAAUUUUAGGGGUUAAAAAGAUGAGGCACUCUUUAGGGUAGGAGGGUUCAGUGGAGCAACUUUCAUUUUGACCCCAGAGCAAGGUGGACUGGCUUGGUUUCAGGAUUUGCGGAUGUAUUUCCUGAGGGCUGGGCAGACAGGCAGCCAGGUGAGCUCCUGUGUAGGUUUGCUGGCCUGAGAGCAAAACCAGACACCAGGGAUGUGCGAUUUUUCACUCUGGAGAAAAAAAUGGUAGCAGUGUGAAAUAGGUAAUGGUGGCUUCCAGAACCAGGAAACCAGACCAAUCAGAGCCCAAAGAGAGAUUCUGCUGGUGGAGACCCAGUGGUCACAAGCCAGAAAUGGAAACCAGUGGGAGAAAGCAGAGUGUAUGGUGAAGGUCUCUUGGAAAACUAAGGCAAGGGGUUUGGUGCUCCAGAUUGGAUGUGUUUUUUUGCAGGAGAGGGAGUUCUUGGUGGAGGGAGGCUAGAGUCCAGGGACUUGGCAGCUGGGUAAAGCCACCUGACCCUGCACAGGGAAGACCUAUGGCCUAGACCUUGUGGCUGGGCCAGUUUCCUGGGGUUGUCCAGGAGGCCUCUGGGAUGGUCACCUUUGUCCAGGGAGAGCCUAGGUCCUCACACAGGUAUGCACAGAGCGGACUUUCCCUGAGAUGUCUGUGGUAAGAAUAUUGGCCUUCUAAUAAAUUAAAACCAGGGAUACUGCAAGGGAGUCACAAAGCACAAAAGCAAAGCUGAUGGAAAUGGAAAUAAGUAGUGGUUGGUCUGUCUGGGUGCACAGAAUCCUGGAGAAACAGUGACAAUGCUAAAUAGGACAGUGGCCAGGAGGGAUCAGCUGUGAGGCUCAAGGGAGAGAAUACUGCAGGGUGUAACAACCCAGGACGACAGAAUUGCUCAACACCCUGGAUUUGGGGGGGAUGGGAGAGAGGCAGACCUGAAAGACCUGGGGCCAUACUGAUCACAGCAGGGCUCCCGGAAAGGCAGCAGGUGGCUCCCUCUGAGGUCAUUAUCUCUGAGAUCUGACCUAGAUGGUGGGCAGUGUUUCUCUUUCAGUGAAGUAUCUGCAAUGCAGUGAAUUCACACGUGAGGAGGAGGGACCAUCUUCAAUCCCACCACCUCCCUCCACGCCUCCCAAUUCUGUGGGGCAGCAGCACAGAGGACUCAGUGAUGGGGUCUGGUCUUCUCCUGGUGACUCCUGGGAGCCAGACUUUUUGCAGUAGCAUUUCAUGUCUUCACAAGCUGAAUGUUCCUUUGGCCAAGUAUUUAUUUAUUUAUUUAUUUAUAGUACUGGGGAUUGAACUCAGGACCUUGCGUUUUCGAGGCAGGCAGUGGAACCACUGAGCUAAAUCCCCGGCCCUAUUUUUUUUAUUUUUUAUUUUUUUGGUACCAGAGAUCAAACUCAGGUCCUUGUGCUUGCACAGCAGGCGGCAAAACCACUUGGCCAAAUAUUUAUUGAGAACUUACCAUGAGCAGAAAAAAGCCAGGGUUCAGAGGGCAAAAGAACAAACAAGAACAUAGGUUGUAAUACAUUAUGAUGAGGGAAACAAGUGCUGAGAUGGAGAAAAACAGGAAGUGUGGUAGACUGGGUGACAUCUGAGGAGACAGGAGGCUCAGACUUCCGAAUGAGGAGGAAACAUGCUAGGCUGAGGCAUGGCUGGUCAGGUGAGGAAGGAGUGGAAAGGGACCGAGGGACUAGGUUUCCUUCCAAGUGUAAAGAAAAACCACUGGAGAGUUUUAAACAAGGGCAUGGUGUGAGCUCUUAAGGUCACUGGAGCUGGUGUAGUGGCGCACACCUGUAGUCCCAGCACUCAGGAGGCUGAGGCAGAAGAAUCAACAUGAGUUCAAGGCUGUCUUGGACUAUAUAGCAAGACCUUGUCUUAAAAAAAAAAAACAAAACCCAAAAAAACCAGACCAAAACAGGGCC
Heterocephalus glaber (naked mole-rat) is the source of this 3786-nucleotide messenger RNA. RefSeq names its product dual specificity phosphatase 29 (gene Dusp29). Gene Ontology annotation, molecular function: protein tyrosine/serine/threonine phosphatase activity; MAP kinase phosphatase activity. Gene Ontology annotation, biological process: protein dephosphorylation; negative regulation of MAPK cascade. NCBI's taxonomy places the organism in Eukaryota, Metazoa, Chordata, Mammalia, Rodentia, Bathyergidae. Gene Ontology annotation, cellular component: cytoplasm. The record is from RefSeq and is a predicted model, not a curated record.